Messenger RNA from Naegleria gruberi, 561 nucleotides. RefSeq lists its product as uncharacterized. The record is from RefSeq and is a predicted model, not a curated record. The coding region runs from base 1 to 561 and encodes 186 amino acids. The transcript has a single exon. Lineage: Eukaryota; Heterolobosea; Eutetramitea; Acrasida; Naegleriidae.
AUGCAACAUAAAUUUCUCCUGGCCGUUGUCCUGCUGGUUUUGUUUGCCACAACCAUCACUCUGGCUCAAAACAUGGGAUGUUCAUCGGAUAGAGAUUGUCUUUCUAACUACAAGUGUGUCUCAAUUUCAAAACCAAAUAGUGAAAAGUAUAAUGCUUGUCUUCCUAACUCUGAUGACAGAUCAACUAUUGUCAGUGCAAUGAAUGCCAAGGCUUCAAGAAUUUCCUCAGCAAAGAAUAGUUUGAAUGGAAUUGUAUUGGCUGAUGAUGAACAAGUUGCUUUAUCUGCCAAAUCGGAUAUUACAGCAACAACAACGGCAACAACUACCACUGCUGCUCCAACAACUACAACAUCUUCAAUUACAUUGGUAGAUAAGAAUUCUGCUAUCAGUAGUGAUGUUGGUGGUGGUUCGGCCAAUACUGAAAAUGAAGAACAAGAGGAAAAUACUGAACAAGAGGAAGAAGAAAAUGAUGAAGAGGAAAAUGAACAAGAGGAAGAAGAGGAGGAAGAGGAUGAAGAUGAAGAAGAAGAAGAGGAUGAUGAAGAGGAUGAGGAAGAAUAG